AUCCACCCAUACACAUUUAAAACUGGGUACUGCAUCAGUUCAUCUGUCAGUUGCUUGCCAUCCUCUUCAGCUCUCCCAGCUGCUCGUGAUUUGUCAUAAUUUCUUCAUAGGUGUGACAAAAAGAAACCAUCAAAAUGUCUGAGAAAAAGAUGGCAUCGAGUCGCAAGUCUCAUCUGAAGAGCGUGAUGCUCUCGAUUGCGAAAAACCUGCUGGAGAAAGAAGCAGUGGAUAUGAAAAAGGCAAAGGAAACGUAUAUGGCAGAAAACUGCCCUGCUCCAAAUAUGUCUGGGGGUAUUGCUGAGCUGCAGGAAAUGAUUAAAAAGUUGGCAUUAACCAUCGACAAAAUAGAUGAGGAACGAUAUGACGCAGAAGCAAAAGUGGCAAAGACUAACAAAGAGAUUGAGGACCUGAAGAUUAAAGUGGUUGAUCUCCAAGGCAUUAAGAAACCAGCUCUGAAGAAAGUGCGUUUGUCUGCUGAUGCUAUGUUGUCAGCUCUGCUGGGAACCAAGCACAAGGCUACCAUAGACUUUAAAGCCAACUUGAAACAAGUGAAGAAGGAGGUCAAAGAGGAGGAGGAAGUGGCUGACUGGCGUAAGAACAUUGAUAACCAGGCUGGCAUGGAUGGCAGGAAAAAGAAGUUUGAAUCUGUAUAAAUGACUGACACAUUUUAUAUCUUAUUUUUAGGUCAUUUUUUGGACGAUUACAGUCAUUUAAAAAAAUGAAUUUAACUUGAAAUAAUGUAUUUAUUUAUUUGUGUUAAAAAUUAGUAAAGUUAUUUUACGUUGUACUUUAAUUUAGUUUCAUUUAGAUUUGGAUGUUAAAAACCCAAAGUUAAGAUUUCAGGAAAAGCCAUGUAUUCUUACAGCAUCUGAUAAAUACUAACUGUAAACUGCCAUUGAAUUGUAACCUAUUUUCAAAAUGUAUACUGUAGGCUACAAUAUUAAAAUAAAUGUUAGCAAUAUGCUUGAUUCUA
Messenger RNA from Esox lucius (northern pike), 973 nucleotides. RefSeq names its product troponin I, fast skeletal muscle-like. Gene Ontology annotation, cellular component: troponin complex. Lineage: Eukaryota; Metazoa; Chordata; Actinopteri; Esociformes; Esocidae. The record is from RefSeq and is a predicted model, not a curated record. Bases 135 to 653 code for a protein of 172 amino acids. The transcript has 7 exons. Gene Ontology annotation, biological process: muscle contraction.